Messenger RNA from Capsella rubella, 1901 nucleotides. RefSeq names its product putative pumilio homolog 8, chloroplastic. Gene Ontology annotation, molecular function: mRNA binding. The record is from RefSeq and is a predicted model, not a curated record. Bases 98 to 1699 code for a protein of 533 amino acids. The transcript has 5 exons. NCBI's taxonomy places the organism in Eukaryota, Viridiplantae, Streptophyta, Magnoliopsida, Brassicales, Brassicaceae. Gene Ontology annotation, biological process: post-transcriptional regulation of gene expression. Gene Ontology annotation, cellular component: cytoplasm.
UCAUAUUUGUUUUCUCUGUAUAAUUGUGAUGUGUGCCUUUUAGGUUCUGUCUCCUUAGUCUCUGUGUGUGUUUUUGUACAACAAACUAGAAACAGAGAUGAUGAUGAGAGGUGAAUUUGGAGAAGCUUCGUCUCCUCCGUCUCUCUCACGUUCUCCUUCUUCUCCUCUUCAAACCCAAUCACAUUAUCACCACUCUCAAAACUUCAAUCGUCAAUAUCAAAAUCUCUUUCCCGGUGACUCAUCUUAUAGUUCGAGUAGGUUCCCUCUCCGAUCUCCGUCGGAUUACUCUCUCUCGAGUUACUUCUCAAACGGGCUGUGUUCUUCUGAAGAUGGUUCGUCUCAGUUCGCUUCUCCUCCACUCGAUGGCAUGAUGAACAAGUACAAUCUUGGUGGUGACGAUUUGGGUCUUUGCGAAAGUUUCGAUCUUUUGAAUGUUGGAGAAGAAGAAGACAGGACUCGUCAUGUACGAACUGAGACUCAUCAUCACCAAAACCAAAGGAGCAAUUUUGGUAACUAUGAAGCUAGUGUUGAUGGUGGAUUUAGAUAUUACUCUGGUUUCGGUUUUGAUCAAAAGGAUCAACCUUUACAAUUUUCCCCAAAUCAAAAGGAUCAAACUCUCAAUUCUGUGAAUCUGAGUUGUUACAGAGAGACUCUGAGUCCUUACAUGAACAAUUACUCUGUUUCAUCAAUGGCUCAUCGGGGCAUUAGCAGUAACAUGCAUCAGAGUCCUCCUAAAGUAUCUGAAUUCCAGGGAUAUGUUUACUUAAUGGCUAAAGAUCAGCAUGGAUGCAGAUUCUUACAGAGGAUCUUUGAAGAUGGAAGUGCUUUAGAUGCUAUGAUCAUUUUCAGUGAGGUGAUUCCUCAUGCUGUUGAGCUUAUGAUGGAUCCUUUUGGGAAUUACUUGAUGCAGAAACUUUUAGAUGUUUCUAAUGAAGAACAAAGAACACAGAUCAUACUCAUGGUCACUUCUGAACCUGGUCAGCUUAUUCGAAUAUCCCUCAACGCUUACGGUACUCGAGUUGUCCAGAGAUUAGUGGAAUCACUCAAGACCAGGAAGCAGAUCUCUCUGGUGAAAUCAGCUCUGAAACCUGGAUUUCUCAAUCUCAUUAGAGAUUUAAAUGGGAAUCAUGUGAUACAACGUUGCUUACAGUGCCUUAGCACAGAAGAUAACGUGUUCAUCUUUGAAGAUGCUACAAGGUACUGUAUCGAUAUCGCUACACAUCGGCAUGGAUGUUGUGUGUUACAAAAGUGCAUUGCUUAUUCCAGUGGACAACAAAGAGAGAAGCUUAUAACCGAAAUCUCAAGAAACAGUCUCUUCCUUGCUCAAGACCCUUACGGGAACUAUGCGCUCCAAUUCGUUCUAGAACUGAGGGAUUUCUCGGCGAUUGCAGCGAUGCUUUCGCAGUUGAAAGGGCAUUAUGUGGAGCUUUCGAUGCAAAAGUUCAGUAGCCAUAUGGUGGAACGUUGCUUAACACAUUGUCCAGAGAGCCGUCCUCAGAUCGUGCGUGAACUCAUCUCUGUUCCUCAUUUCGAUAUACUAAUCCAAGACCCUUAUGCCAAUUUUGUCAUCCAAGCUGCUCUUGCUGUCACCAAGGGUUCACUUCAUGCCACGCUUGUUGAAGUCAUCAGGCCUCACUCGAUUCUACGUAACAAUCCUUACUGCAAAAGGAUUUUCUCGAGGAAUCUCUUGAAGAAUUAAUGAAAUUCAAAAGGCUCUUUCUCUGGUGGACGAGUCUGUAAUUUCAUAACUUGUUGUUGUGUUUCUUCUUUCCCAAGUUUGUUUGUUGCUAUGAAUAAUCACAAACCCCCCUGCUUAGUAAUCACUCUCUAGGCCAUGUCUACUAUGCAGACUAUGUUCUCCUGUUGUUGUCUUUUUUUUUUUUUUUUUUUUUUUUUUUUUU